Messenger RNA from Dissoconium aciculare CBS 342.82, 1169 nucleotides. RefSeq lists its product as uncharacterized. Bases 336 to 1079 code for a protein of 247 amino acids. Lineage: Eukaryota; Fungi; Ascomycota; Dothideomycetes; Mycosphaerellales; Dissoconiaceae. The transcript has a single exon. The record is from RefSeq and is a predicted model, not a curated record.
CUCCUGCGGUCAAGUUAUCGCCGCGAUGACUCACUUUAUUGUCGUUGCCACCGCAUGUCAGUGAGUAAGUACAUCUACACCGAACGCUCUGUUAUCCAUGAAUGCCUCGAUCACUUCUUCAUCAAUCUGACUAUGACUAUAACCGUCGAAGAAUUUCUCGCGCUCUCGGACGAAGCUGCUGUUCGCUUCGUCAAAGAAAAUUGCAAAGUUAAUACAUACGGAAUUGAUCUGGACGCGAUCUCGGACUUUUUACGCAGCUCUACAGAGCAGCGCCAGGCCGUCUGUUUCAAAGCUUGGUAAGCUUUCGAGUUUUACCACGGCGAAUCGGCUGACAAAUGCUUAGGAGAGCGAAAAAGGCCAUCCAAAGCGAGUAUUCUCACCCGGCCGAUUCGUUGAAGGUGGGCUUUACGCCUCUGGACAGACUUGCAGACACCACUCAAACAGAAGCGUUCUUUUAUGCUGCCAUUAUCAACUGGGGUGGGUGGCCCGUGUGUCUGACGAGCUUCUACGACAAGGCUCAAAGAGACAGGUCAUUUCGCGCGCAGUUCUGGCGCUGGAUUGACUUUCGGCAAGCGCAAUGGCAGUACAGAGGUGAUCCUAGUCGGUCAAAGGAGACCUACCUUGGAGCUCUGAUGUAUUUCUGGCGGCAACAUGGCGUGGAGACGUUUGAAAAAGCUUUCGAAGACUACUGGCUCGAAGAUUGGCAAUCUGAGGAGGACAGCUUUCGUGACUUGGCACAUUACUCGAAUGACGUUCAGUGUCGCGUGUUAACCCGCGAAAUUCAGCAUGUGGUCCACUUUUGUUCAGUCCCUGAAGAAAACACCUUCGAGGCGGACCAGCUUGAAUACAUCGCAUUCGAAACUCGCCGGCGUAAGCGACAAGCACAGAGCCCUGACGAAGACGCAAUUUCAGCGGCACGGGUCAAAUUGUUCGUCAACCAUCCUGUUACAUGGACAAUGAGACCUUCAGUGAUCACUGGCACAUCAAUGUUUGAAGCAAAGGGGGCUGCCCCAGCCGAGAGCUGGGGUGCUGGGCCAGGAGCACGAAUCAUUUACGACGAAGAGUUGGGGGACGACUGAGCAUGAGAUUGUAUGCCACGAAACAGUGUUGACAUUAAGAUUUGUAGCUCUUCUUGCAAACUUGGUCUUUCCUCCACAAUGUCAAAGUGC